AUGGAGCAGCAACAACUGCAAAAGGCGUAUCUCACCUCCCGGAGGACCACGAUGAUUACCGCGCUGGGUCGGGCAGAGGCAUUUGUGGCUGAUUUCGACGAGCAACGCGACCAAGGGCAGGUCGCAAUUCGGCUGGAGUACCUGAACAACAUGUGGACAACGCUGGAGGAGGUGCAAGGGCAGUUGGAGGACAUUGAGUGUGGUGAACAAGCGAAUUACAACCUGGCUUGGCAAACAUUGGUGGACAGGUACGCCAAUGAAUACCUGUUGAAGAAACGGCAUCUCCAAGCACUGUUCGAAAUCAACUCGGCUAAAAGGGAAACUGCUGCAUCUCUGCAUGCACUGGUGGAUGAAUUCCAGCGUCACACCAAGAUCCUGUGUCAACUAGGUGAACCAACGGAGUCCUGGAGCACCAUCCUAGAACAUCUAUUGUGCACAAAACUCCCUGACGACACGCUGAAAGCCUGGGAAGAGUACGCAUCAACCUCUAGCAACCCGAACUACGACUGCUUGAUCGAGUUUCUUCAGCGUCGUAUGCGCGUUUUGGAGUCCAUUCUGGACUCCCAAUUUCCGUGUAUCAUGUGCUUCACUUCCAAUUCCGCCUGCAAAUGUCCAGCUUGCAAUCAAGAUCAUCAUCCGCUUAUGAAGUGUGCAAGGUUCAAUCAGCAGUCUCAUUCCGAACGGCUGCGUUUCGUAUCGAGCAAGCACUUGUGUCACAAUUGCCUUAAAAGUGAUCACAUUGCUCGUAAUUGCUCAUCAACUUACAGCUGCAAGCAUUGCCGUAAACGCCAUCAUACGAUGCUGCAUUCCGGUGACGUCACUAGAUCUGUAAACGAUUCGCCUUCCACUGCAUCGUCUAUGUCGACGCAAGCUAUUCAGUCUGCUGCUUCAUCCGUUGCGGAAUCAGUUCCCCGAUCAUCCGUCGUAAAUGUUGAAGAGUGUUCCAGAGUCGUUGCCAGUGCCUCCGCUCCACAAUCUCGAGAAGACGUUUUUCUGCUGACGGUACUGGUGAAGGUAGUCGAUGCAUACGGACAAGACCACAUAGCACGUGUUCUGCUCGACAGUGCCUCUCAACCAAAUCUCAUCACGGAUCGUCUGGCACGACGAUUGCACUUGAAGCGGACUUCUGUGAACGUGACAAUUCAGGGAGCUGGAAAUACUUCAAAGAAAGUGAAGGAAUCAAUCUUUGCUCGAAUCAAAUCGCGGAACGACAGUUUUGAAUGCGGUGUGGACCUACUAUUAAUAAAUAUCUUGACUGCAGAUCUUCCAGCACAAGAUAUGUGCAUCGAAGACUGGCAGAUUCCUCAAAAUUUGUCAUUGACAGAUCCUAUGUUCAAUAAGAGCCAACAGAUUGUCAUGGUUCUGGUCAACAACUAUUCAGUAGAGGAGCACCACUGUGAGGAUUUCUUUCAAUCUACAACGUCUCGUGACGAGACAGGCCGCUACAUUGUCCGGGUACCACGGAAACCCGAUUUCGACGCGAUGCUAGGUGAAUCCAAAAUCGGUGCUCUUCGUCGCUUCGAGCAACUCGAGCGGCGACUAGAACGGGACCAAAAGCUGAAGGAAGAAUAUCACGAUUUCAUGAGGGAGUACCUCUCCCUCGGCCAUAUGCGAUUGGUCGAGUCGGACGAUGGAAACCACUCCCACACAUACUAUCUUCCUCACCACCCCGUAAUCAAGGAGGCAAGUACAACCACCAAAGUAAGAGUCGUAUUCGACGGCUCUGCUCGUACUUCAACCGGCUUCUCCCUGAAUGAAGCUCUCUGCGUGGGUCCGGUGGUCCAAGAUGACCUUCUUGCCAUCAUUCUCCGGUUUCUGACUCAUCCCGUAGCUCUGGUUGGUGACAUAGCGAAGAUGUACCGGCAGGUUGGCCUACACCCAGAUGAUUGUCCUUUGCAACGCAUUCUCUUCCGGUUCACAAAAAACUCCCCAGUUCAAACCUAUGAAUUGCAAACCGUCACCUACGGUCUAUCCCCUUCCUCUUUUCUGGCGACGCGAGCACUCCAGCAAGUUGCUUCGGAUGAAGGUAAUGACUAUCCAGUUGCCGGCCAAGCACUUCGGAAAAACUUUUAUGUAGACGAUUUUAUUGGAGGGGCGAAAACCAUCGAGGAAGCUAUCCAACUACGAGAAGAAUUGGCGAACUUACUCUUGAAAGGUGGAUUCAUGCUGAGAAAGUGGACAUCAAACCGCCUUGAAGUACUGCAGGGGCUCCAGGAUGACCAAAUCGGAACGCAAUCAAGCCUACAGUUCACACCAAACGAAUCGAUAAAAGCGCUUAGGAAUUCGAUGGGGAGCCAGAGUCCGACACACUUCGUUUCGAUUCCCCAAUACAGCAACGUAAUGAGCCUCCAACAAAGCGAUCAAUCCUCUCCGACAUCGCUAGACUCUUCGAUCCGCUCGGCUUAA
Messenger RNA from Armigeres subalbatus, 2406 nucleotides. RefSeq lists its product as uncharacterized. The transcript is spliced from 4 exons. The coding region runs from base 1 to 2406 and encodes 801 amino acids. NCBI's taxonomy places the organism in Eukaryota, Metazoa, Arthropoda, Insecta, Diptera, Culicidae. The record is from RefSeq and is a predicted model, not a curated record.